AUGAAGUCUGCGAAAUCUAAACAGAGACUUAACGAUAUUAGAACACCGGCUAGAAGUAAACAGAACUUAUGUCAAGGGGAAAGAGAUCCCGUUCAAGUGUACUGCCGUUUGCGUCCAAUGCAAAGAGAAACUGAUGUGUCGUGUAUCAAAAUAUUAUCACCAACCACAGUGCUGAUGACACCACCAGCUACAGCUAUAAGUUAUAGAAAUGAAGGUGCUAAAACUAUGACAUACACGUUCAAAGAAGUUUUCCCGCCAGAGGCUACUCAACAAGACGUGUUCGAUAAGCUAGCAUUCCCAUUAGUUGAGGGUUUAAUUAAGGGUAAAAAUGGUCUAUUAUUCACGUACGGUGUAACAGGCAGCGGAAAAACAUUCACUAUGACGGGGGAACCGAACAAUUGCGGUAUUUUACCGAGGUGUCUUAACAUUAUAUUCAAAACCAUCAACGAUCUGCAAGCCCACAAGUAUAUAUUCAAACCUGAUAAAAUGAACAUGUUCGAUAUACAAUCGGAAGCGGAAGCCAUGUUAGAGCGGCAACAGGAGUUACACAAAUUUAAAAGUAAUAGAAAGAACAAUUCAAAUCCAGAUUUGGCCAUGUCGGAUAGUGAUGUUACCAAAAUAUCCGGAGUCAAUGAAGAUAAUCAGUACGCCGUGUUCGUGACAUACGUAGAGAUAUACAAUAAUAGUGUAUUCGAUUUACUAGAAGAUAGCCCUAAUAUAAAUAAGAAUUUACCCGUCAAAAUUAUAAGAGAAGACGCUGCUCACAACAUGUAUGUUCAUGGUGUCACAGAAAUAGAGAUAAAAUCAGCGGAGGAUGCAUUCGAUGCUUUCUAUCUCGGCUUGAAGAGGAAACGAAUGGCUCACACCACUCUCAACGCAGAAUCUAGUAGAAGCCAUUCUGUUUUCACCAUAAGACUAGUGCAGGCGCCUGUGGAUGAAAUGGGUGAAGCUGUGAUACAAAACAAGAAGUUCCUAUCAAUUAGCCAACUAAGUCUUGUCGAUUUAGCUGGCAGCGAGAGAACAAAUCGUACAAAAAACACCGGCCAAAGAUUAAGAGAGGCCGGCAAUAUUAAUAAAUCACUCAUGACGUUGAGAACUUGUUUGGAAGCGUUACGAGAGAAUCAAAUAAGCAAUGCAAAUAAUAUGGUCCCGUAUAGAGAAUCUAAGAUAACACAUUUAUUUAAGAAUUUCUUUGAAGGUGAAGGUCAAGUUAGAAUGGUUGUAUGCGCUAAUCCGAGGGCUGAGGAUUACGAUGAGACACUACAAGUUAUGAGAUUUGCUGAAGUUGCUGCCGAAGUUGAGGUGGCUAAACCUCAAGUUACCGAUGUUGGAGCCACAAUAGGCUUAAUGUCCGGCCGUCGUAAAGCAAACAAACUUUUCAAUGCAGCUAGAGAUAAUAUAUUAAGACCGGAAGCUAAAGAUCUUGAAUUGGAUCUAGGUCUUGUGUAUAGCUUAGGUCCAGACUUCCCGAGUCUAGAAUUAACUAGUUCACAAGCUAAUCAUAUAAUCAAAGAAUUGAUGGCACAUUUAGAAAUGAGGAUCAGUCGUAGAGAAACUUUGAAACGUAGCAAGGCUAUUAAGGAUGAAAAGCUAAGAUCGGCCAUGUUAGAUCUGGAAAAGGAAUCUAUGGAGGUCAGAAGUGAGAACUCUUCAUUGAAAAGUCAACUGGUAGCGGCUGAACGAAGAAUACGAGCUCUUGAGGAACGUCUCACAGCUACAGAAAAUGCAUCACUCACACACCAACGUAAACUCAACGAGAUCACAGAAUACACUUCGUCAUUAAAACGAGAAUUACAAGAGAAGGAACUGCUCCUCAACCAAAAUAAACUAGAAAAAGAGAAACAGAAGAAGAAUCUAGAAAGAAAAUAUCAUCACAAGAUAGCGGCUGAACAUGAAAAGGCUAAAGAAAUACACAGCGAAAAAGAAAGAUUACGUAAUGUAAUCGAAGAGAAAGAAAAUAGGCUGAGAAUAAUAGCACAUGCUUUGAACGGCGAGAGAGGAGAUAAUGAUAUAAAAAACACAGGCGAAGCCGCAGCACAAACUAGUGUUAGAGAUUUCACUCCUGGAUCUACCCCAAGAGCAUUGCCGGCACAUUUGCUAACUCCGUUCAGUUCUGUCCCUCAUACAAGAGAAACCAGAGAUACUCCGGCCUCCUCACGCCGUGGAGUCGCAAUAGCAAACCCUAGACACAAACGAUCGCUCUCCGCCGAUGGCAAAGGCUGGGUAGAACACGCUCCAAACCAAAUAGUACCUAUGGGAACGGUACUCAAACCUAAUAUUACCAACAGCAAGUUCGUCAACAAAUUAACCAACGUCAAAGAUAUAGCUAACUCCAAAUCAUCCAAGUAUUGUCUAAUAGCCCAAGAACAGGAUACAGACGGUGAGUUAGAAACAAAAUUAUAUAAAGGCAAUAUAGUUCCCACUUGUGGUGGAGGAGCUCAAGUUAUUUUCAACGAUGUGGAAAUGCUCAAGCAAUUUUCACCGACACGAGACAGAGAAUCUUCUAGAAGGACAUCUGGUAAUACAUGUGCUCGUCAUUCAGGCAAGAGACGAGAUACAGGAUGCUCUCCACCUCAAACACCUUCGAAUACCAGCAAAAAACAGAGAGUAGAUGACGAUUAA
This is a messenger RNA of Danaus chrysippus (African queen), 2622 nucleotides long. Lineage: Eukaryota; Metazoa; Arthropoda; Insecta; Lepidoptera; Nymphalidae. The record is from the annotation of a GenBank genome assembly.